Molecule: messenger RNA, 11641 nt
Organism: Dicentrarchus labrax (European seabass)
Lineage: Eukaryota; Metazoa; Chordata; Actinopteri; Moronidae
Gene: map4l
Product: microtubule associated protein 4 like
Exons: 17
Coding region: 190-3699 (1169 amino acids)
Biological process (GO): neuron projection development; microtubule cytoskeleton organization
Cellular component (GO): neuron projection
Molecular function (GO): microtubule binding
Source: RefSeq, a predicted model, not a curated record
GUCUGAGGAGGGGGCGGGGCUUGCGUCUGAGUCCUGGCACCAGUCUGCUCCGCAAGCAGUGAAAGGUGGAGAGAUUUUCACCAUCACAGACUCUGACAGUCACACACACGCGAGUACACACACACACACACACACACACACACACACUCCGCGAAAGAAACGGGACACACGUCGAAGCGUAACAGGACUAUGGACCUGAGCCUGCGAGAUGCUCUGGGUGGAGGUGGAGGAGGGGUCCCAGGUGGGGCACCUGCCGAGGCCCUGCUGAAGAGAGACUUUGUGGCCACGCUGGAGAAAGAGAGCUACGAUGACAAGGUUGGAGAGACAGUCUCCAAGAGCGACUACCGACCCUUGCUGGAUGGAAAGGACGCCAAGAGCGGUCCAGGGAUGAUGUCAUCAAUGAUGUCAUCAGGGGGACGCCAAGACCCACAAGGACAGCCUGCCUUCAGCUCUGACUACCUGUCUGGUCCUAUGAUGGGGGGGAGGACAGAUCAGUGGAGCCUGAACAAGACAAAGGACAGCAGCAUGCCUGACUCAUUUCUAGGCUUCUCUCAGUCUGGGAUGGGAGGGACCAUGGGGUCCAGCCUGCCACCCUUCCAGACCAGUAUGAGCUCCGCUCUCGGCCAGACUGGGAUGGGGUCAGCUAUGGACACCCAGAAGAGUUCUGGCUUGUUUGGUGUGGAAAACAAAACCAGCAGUAACAGCGGUGGAAACAGUCCGUUUAAAACCAGCGAUCUGUUUUCUUCUGGUGGCCCGGGAAUCCACUCUACGGAUCAUUCCACAGCUCCCGUCCUCUCACCCAGCGGCUCAAUGGAUGACAGCAGUCCCACUUCCUCCAACUCCGAACCCCUCAGCCCCGAGAAAGUGGGGCUGGGGGGCGAGGCUGGCAAGCAACAGCAGAGACGGAAGAAGAAGAAGAGGAAGGGCCAUGACGGGGUCUACGACUUCUUGGAUAGCCAGGAGAAUAACAUCGGCAAAUCCGACGAGCAUGGGAUGCAUGAUAAAAGCGGAAGGGAGGUGGAGGACGAUGAGGACGAGGAGGAGAACUGGGAUUCAUGGGAGAUCAGAGAGAGUGGAGGAGGGGGUAGGGUGAAAGGCAAGAAGAAUAAGAGUCGGGCAAGACUUCCAGAGGAGUGGGGAGUACCCCAACAGCCCAUCUCUCCCAUGCUAGCUACAGUCACCCCUGCUGGUGCUAUGACUGCCAGCUCUAGUCCUUCUGACUCCAAAGCUGCAAACUCCAGCCCCAGUCCUGUUUUUCCCUCUGCCCCAGCACAAAUACCCACAAGUUUCACCAACCGUUCCCAUGCUAGCCUUGUAACAGAUUCAUCUCCACGCUCUUACGAGCCGAUGUGUGUAGACGAUUUCCCUACGCCUGCUAAAGAUGGUCAAAAAGUGAACGAAGAGAAAGUUUCAACCAGCAAACUCGAACCCAACAAUAGCUCAGUGGCCAAUGCUGGCAAGACUAGUGCAGCUGGGGAUGUUAGCGGUAGUUUGGCAUUGAUGACAGGGGACAAUCUGAGCCCAGUCUCCCAGACCUUCUCUUUCUUGGAUUCAGUCCUUCAGACCCCUCCAGGUUCCACUCCUGACUCACAGACCACCACCCCUAUCACCAACACCCCCUCCCUUGCUACCGCUCCCCUGACAAAGUCCACUCCGACAGACACCAUCAUCCCUGCUUCACAAGCCAAUUCUGUUUCCAACCCGUUCAAGAGCACUCCAGAUCUUCCUCCUACUUCCGCAUUGUCCACCAACCCAUCACCCUUUCCUGCCACAAUCACACACGCUCCAACAUUUGCUGUUGGAUCAGCCCUCAAUGUCGAUGCAAAGCCUUUUGUCCCCUCAGCCACACUCAUAGCCUCCACAGCCGGACCCAGCGCGACUGCAGCCCCUCCUGUGGUUAGUACAGCAGCAGCCUCCACAGGGACCGCUGCUCCUGCGUCCACUGCCACCUCAGCCACGCCCCUUAGUUCCUCACCUUCCCCCUGUAAGAAUGAAGCCACUCCCACAUCACCACCAGACACAGCCCCCAAAAAUGUUGCCACGCCCAUUAGCCCAGCAACGGCCACCCCCCCUCCCUCCAUCACCCCCGCAGCCCCUCCCUCUCUCCCUGCACAAUCAGAGCACCAGGAGUCCUCGUCGUCACAGCUCCCCCCACUGGAAGUGAAAUCUGACAACAAGGACAAGCAGGAGAAGACAGACAUGAUGUCCAGCAAGACCGACAAGGUCGAUGCCUUUGACAAGAAAGAGAAAGAGGAGCAGCAGAAGAAGGACAACGGUCCAGACAAGAACCAGAAGUCCGAGAAGAUUGUCAAAGAUGAUGAAAAGAUGGAGAAGAUGAACGCGGAGAAAAACAACAAGGCCAACGAGAAGGCGGAGAAGGUGGACAAGCCGGAGAAGACCAACAAAGACGAAAAGAAGGAAGAGGAAAAGAAGCCUGCUGAGAAGAAGGAGGAGAAGGGGGGGAAAGGGACAGCCAAGUCUCCAACAGGCAACGGUAGCAAGACUCUGCCAAGCCCUGACAGCAAGAGCAAGCCUGAUGUGGGUUCAGCUAAACCAAACUCAGCUAAAUCCCGCCCAUCCACCCUCUCCACCAAUGGCGAGGCCACCUCAGCCAAACGCCCCUCCCCCACCUCAGCCAAUAAAAAAAGCCCUGUACCCAAGGCGACCACACCCACUGCCGCCAAGCGGCCACCAGCAGCAACUGGCUCGGCCAAAGCUGCCAAGACUCCAGAAAAUGGGACGGCUGAGAAACGCCCAUCUGUGCCAAAGGCCACGCCCACUCCCCGUGCAGCUGCCAAUAAGAAUGGCUCUUCUGCGACUGCUGCAAGUAAAACUGCUGCGAACAAGAAUGACAAGACUGAUAACAAGAUGGGGGAGCCCAAGAAACCCAAGACUACAGCCCGUCCUCGCCCUGCCUCCACCACCACUCCUGCUACUCCGGCUGCCUCCACUAACGGUGAAGCCAGCUCCUCUCACCGCCGCCGGGUCAUCACCAAACCCCCUGUGCCCAAGCAGACCCCAAUGGAGAAGAAGCCGCCGGUGCCACGCGCUCCUCGUACCCCCCGGCCCAUCAACGCUCCAACACCUGACCUUAAGAAUGUCCGCUCCAAGAUCGGAUCCAUUGACAACAUCAAGUACCAGCCUGGUGGAGGAAAGGUCUCCUCCACCCAGAACAACAAGGCAUCAGACCCCUCCACCCCUGCCAGCAAGGCCAGAGUUCAGAUAGUGCACAAAAAGCUGGACUUCAGCCAUGUCACGUCUCGCUGUGGCUCCAAGGACAAUAUCAAACAUGUCCCUGGAGGUGGCAAUGUGCAGAUCCUCAAUAGAAAGGUUGAUUUGAGCAAGGUGACAUCCAAAUGUGGCUCCAAGGAUAACAUCAAACAUAAGCCAGGUGGAGGUGAUGUGAAGAUUGAGUCCCAUAAGCUCAACAUUAAAGCCAAGUCUAAGGUUGGAUCCAUGGACAAUGUGGGGCCAGGCAACGGACAGACCAAUGGUCACAAGGAGGAGAAAACAGAGGAGAAGACAUCUUCACCCCCGAGUGGCGCUCCGACAACAGGACCAGCAGGCGUUGCUAAGGCAACAGCACCAGGAGGUGUUGCUAAGGAGAAUGGGGUGAAGGAGACCACACCUACUCCGUUUGGGGGAGACGGACUGAGGGAGCCCCUUAGCAUAGACAAACGCAUCACUGAGACAAAUUGAGUCCCAGUGACCUGUAGAUUUUGGUGGGACACGCAUGGCGCUCGCCGACCUGCCAAUCGACCGACCAACCAACCUACCACGGCGCAGUCACUUCCCUCUGGCCCCGCCCUUCAUCUCGCCCACCGCAGCACCGAACUGACCGAUCACCUCUCAGUGUUUCUCUGGGGUCCGCCUGCCAGCUUCCUGCUACCAACCCUGACCUUCGACCUCUUGACGCCCUCGGGCUGACGUUUGGCCCUGCCUACCACAGAGAAGAGCACUUGCUGUUUGUCUGUGUUUCUCUGUGCGGGGUUCCACCAGCUUCUCGACUGAUAAAAUCCCCUCGUAAGCACUGAUUUAGAGGACUUCAACCUCAAGCUGCAAAUUUAACAACCCCAGCGCAAUAAAUCCACAACAGUAGUCAGUGCCGUAUGGAAGUAUACUGAGCAUAGCCAGUUUUUCAUAGAAUAUUUCCACACCAAUUACUGUUUUAACACGUGCCCCAAUAGCACAAACACCCUGCCUCAGAACUAUGUUCCUAAGGCUAAUCUAUGGUCCUUCUCACAAAGCACUUUUGAUGUUCCAAUCUUAUUUUCCCCAGCUCCACCCCCAUUCCGUGUCUGCUUAGGCCCAGACCACACUAACCAGAUGAGGGUCUGCUACCGGCCAACAGCAGGGCAAAUACGGUCAAGUCUGCUUUAAAUCAACACAUUCCAGCCUCCCAGCCAGCCAGCAAUUAUUUCCAAAUCUACAGUAUCUACAGCACUGCACGUUAUAGGUAAUUCUGCAGCUCACCCAUCAAACAAUAUCUCCCAUUACAUCACUCGGUAUCAUUGCACCAGUUUGUCUCCCCAAACUAUAUUACAUACAAUAAUUCUUCUUUAUCUCUGGGCUAUUUCUGUCAUGAUGCUCACAAUUAGCAGUGAUCGGUGCAGAGGACAAGGGCUUAUGUACAGUGGAGCAGAGGAGAUACAAUUGGAGAAGUUUGGAAAUAGAUCUAAAGAAUGAAAAUAGAUCUAAGGAUGGAGUUCAAAAUCAGUGCAGAGGCUUUCGGGACGUCAGACAAUUUCUGUGUUACGUUUCAAGAAAAGAAAAGAUGCAUCCAUUCAGAGUACUUACGAGGAAAUUUUGUGGGUAGAACAAAGCAGACGACUUUUACCACAAUUAGAAACAUCAUUUCAUGAUGUGAUUAGUGCAUGAUAAUCCUUAGGAGAGGCAGUGAUGAUGGAGCUCUGUUGCUUCUUUGGGUAGCCUUGGCUCAAAAAGGAUCUGGCACUGAGCACAGGUAUUUGAUCUUGAAGCCAAGUGUUUUUUUAAGUUAAGAUCACAGUAUCUGACCUUGAAAGAGUGAUUCUAAAUUCAAGCUGAAGGAGUGAUCUUGAACAGAAUUAUUUAAACUUUUCUGAUAACUGUUAAACCUUAAACUGCUAGCUGCUGCACAUUUUGGUCAAGCAACAUGAAGGCAUUAAUGCACAGUUUACCGUAUGUAGCACUUUUCUUAUUGCGGACAGCGUCAAGCACCGUGUCACAGGCUGCGGUGUAAAGACCCGGUCACACCAGCACUUUAAAUGGCAAGAUUUUACGGCAAAAUCAGUUUAUUGCGAUGGAAUCAAAGAACUGUGUUAAUAAACUGCUAGAAUCUGUGGUUUCGGUCACACAAGCAAAGUCAAACCGUGCAAAUGUUUUGCAUCAAGUUCAAGUUGAUGUGCUGUCCUUUGAGGGAUCAGAGAGCUGGAGAGUCCAAAAUGUAGGAAGCUAUUGUAGCUGGCUUAUUAGCUGUGUUACACCGACCACUUUUAUUUACACACUCUGUUGGAGUAUACGUUGCUCCAUGAAACAGGAAUGGUUUGCAGACAGUUAUGAGACAGGAGUCGUACAAAUGGUCUCUGAUUCAACUGUGUAAAUGCAUUCUCCCAGUAGCAAUGGUGCUAACAAGCUUAAUAUUCUUGCUAGCUCAGAGAGUUUUUUUCCCCCUCUUCAAUAAGAGAAUGAAAUACAGUCCUGAUAAGAAAAUGCCAUGAGGAAGUCAACGGUCCAGUACAGAGAAAGUAGGAAGAACCUCAGAGAACUGUUGUGGCUGACUAGCACUAGCAUGUUAGCUGACCAACUAGCCCUGCGAUUGGUCCCUAUGUCCCCAAGCUACUACUACUACAUGUUCGGAAAGACAAAGGAAUGAAUUUUACCAUGCCACUCUCUGGUGUGACCGGGACUUAAUUCACUACAACAAUAUUCUUUAUUCUUUAGCUGGAUGCCCAUUAGCUUCCACAAAGUGGUCGCUAGUCUUCCUAUGACACAAUACCUUGAGUACAUCAGGGUGUACACAGGUCUGUAGAGUAUGUUACCCACCUCUGGGGAUAUUGAGUGUGAUAGCACUACUUCAUUUUACUUCACUGUUCACAUUCUGAAGCUAACUCUUUGAUUUAGAUCAGCCCUGGUCACAUGAGACUUAGCACAAGUUCACAAACUACAAUGGGUGUUUGAGCACUGCAGCCCCAUUCAGUUUGGGUUGAUGGAAGUAUUAAAAAAUUACCCAAAAAAAGCACCUUAAGCGACAGACCUAUUUCAGUGACUUACAAACCUUUAACCUUUAACCUUUAUCUUUAAAUAAGCUCAUAUACUCAUAUGUCCGACCCUUCGCAUGACAUAAUAAUAAUUUGGGGGCAUCAAACCCUUUAGUCUUAAUUUCCUCAAUAACACUAUUGCUAUCACAGCACAUGCAACCCUGUCCUCCUGCACCAUAACUCUUUCCCACACUGUCUAAUCGCUUGAUCCCAGACCUCCCAUGUACCCCACAGUGCCGCCCACACACUGUAGACUCUCCUGUGAGGGACCCCAGCAGUCACCUUGAGCUGUGUCUAGCAUAUACAGUUCACAUGAGGCUAUCUGAGACAGACAGACAGACAGACAGACAGCGCCUUCCUUCUCUUGCGCAUGUGGCACUUCCUGGUCAUGUGGUUCACCCCAGUGGAGAGGGGGUGGGGCUAGAGAGCCACACCCUCUUUUAAGUCCUCCCACUAGCUGGUGUGUCUUAGAAUCCUGUCUGUGAGACCUGCUAACUUUUUUCACACACUUCCACAUAAGCACAGAUUUAUACAGGAAAGCACACACACGCUUGUUGGUGUGCAUGCACACACACAUACACACACACACACACACACACACACACAAAAACAGAAGUCAGCACAUAUACACACAUACAGUAUGGUACACACAAACACAAAUCAGCACCCUAAAAUAAAAACGGUAUGCUGUUCAUAGAAGCAUUUCUCUGUUCUAGAACGAAACCAACUCUUUAUUGUGUUUUGGUGGUCUACACUGAUAUUGUUAAAACAAUGAUGAGCUGUGUUAGUGUGUUGUUCCUAUCAUAGUCAUUGUUGGACAUUUUCAUCAUAGGCUCACUUCAUCCUCACUCUUUCUCGUCUAUUUCCUCUGCCCGUGUUUCACUCUUCACUCCAACUCUCUGACAGCAAUACAGGGUCUUAGUUGGGAACGCCUCCUGUUACCUGCGCAUACACAUGACGUACAGACAGAGAGAAAGGGAGAGAUGGUCAGAGACAGAGAACAACCACAGAGGUUAACAGGGAGUUGCAGGAGGAGCUGUUAAAGGGAAUAAUGUUACAUUCAUGGCAAGUCUGAAGAUGGCAAAUUCUUUGCAACUUUUUACUGAUUUAUUACUAGAGACUGCGUAGCAGAUUGAACUAAGAGCUACUAGUAAGCCACUUGACUUGGUGACAGGUUUCUAGUUAUCUAUUGUUAUAUAUUUUACUAAACAUCUGUAUUGUAAAUAGAUGGAAGCUAAAAGCUUUUUAAAUGCUUAUUUUGGUCAGCAUUUUCUUGUUCUUUGUUUUGUAUAGGAUAUCACUGGAUAUGCAAAAAAUAUAACAAAGUAAAGUUAAAAAAUGAUUUAAAUAUUAUUUUACUACACUGGACAGCAGGAACUGCCCAGCUCCAAAAUGCCAUGAAUGCAGCAAUAUUUCAGCAAAGCAGAACCAAGAGCGGCCUGGAAAUACUGUAGUUGGGGCCAGCAAGUGCUGUUUGAUGUUGUCUUUCAAGUGAACUAAUCUGCACAUGUAAAAUAGAAAUUCACAUUUUAAGUGAUUGAAACAUUAAAAUGGUCCUAGUAUACUCAGAAAAGGUUGAUGAGAAGUAAGUCUGAAGUUGUAGGGGAUAUUAUUCUUGCUCACUUUCCACAAUUAUUAAAUGUCUUUAAUGAUCUAGUAUGAAGAAAAGGGCAACUUUUUUCAGCCUGUUUGUAUUAUUUUAGGAAAUAACCUAAAUUCAGUUUUAAUUGAUUAAAACGACACUGUGAUGUGCUGUUGAGUAACAGACUAAACGCAUUGUCAUGUGUCAGUCGCACCAGUCAAACGAGUAGAAGCAGCCACCUUAAAGCAGACGGCCCUGUCUACUCACUGUCAGUCUAUGCAUUGGGCAGGCUGGAAUUGGUCUCCGCUGAAACAAUGAAGGAUUAGUGACGAGUUUGUGGGGUGUUGCCGUAGUUGUCAGAUGUGUGAAGUGUUACUACUCCAUCCAUCCUGUAGAGAGCGCUGCGUAGCCUCUGGAACACUGAUAGUCUGGCUCUGAGACUUAACAAAGGCUGACUGAGAAACCUUACAUCACCAGAAGCUUCAUUAGAGUUACAUACCAUUCUCAUUUAAACUAGCUUUGAUGGCCACACUAUAUUAUUGUGUCUGGAAUACUUAAUAUUAUCUAAAUCAUAUGAAUUAUGUACAGUUCCCCUUAAAACUCAAAAGUCUUGUGCACUCUGAACACAGUCUUGUUCAUUUAUUGAUGCACUGAAGUGAUAUAAAAGUUGCUUUACUGUAUAUUGGUAAAACAUUGUCUACUGUGUACUGUACAUGUGUGCUUUUGGAAGCAAAACAGUCUUGGUAGUUAGAUCAAGUUAUGAUAAUCAAAGAGCAAGUUAUCAAAUAGUCAACAAUAAAGACUAGACAAGUAAAAGCAACAUAUACGCAUAUUUGAUAUUGUACUGUUCCCUCCAAAUCAUUCCCAUGAGUUGCCUAAAAGCAAAAUAUGAUACCUGACAUAUGUGUGGAUCACAUGUGAAGACAAUAAUGUGAAUCUUUCUUCGGGAAUAGAAGAACAAAGGGAUGAAAGCACUUUGAUAGCUGUAGACAGUGGUUUGUGUAUAUAAAAUAGGAACCAGUUGUAGUCUUAAUGUGUGUUGGAAGCUCAGUGUAAGAGUAUGUCAGCUUAGAGGAUUUUAGUGGAACUUUGGUCAUCAGUGUUGUACUAUUGGCUAUGAUGGUUUAACACUCAACCCUCCAGUCUGCCCUCAUGUUGUUCCUGUCAACAUUCACUGGUUAUCACUGUCUGACCAAGCUACAAAGCCACGUUCCCCAAGUGGGUACGUUUCUGUUUAUGGUCAGUUAAAGGACCAUACUAAACCUUUAGGAGCCUUAUUUCAGAGGAUUAGCAUCAAAAGUACUGCUGGUAGAACGUGUUGUUAUGAAUGAAUUUCUCUCCUUUAGCAUACAGUAUGUUCAGUCAUUGUAAGUGACUUUUGUUAUCCUAAAACAAUGAGAACUUGUAGCAGUUCCAAUGCUGCACAGUUGAUUCAUUCAUGAGAAGCAGCCAAACCUGUAAAACCGAUAUAAGGCGAUGCACUUUGCAUUGCACAUACACUGGAAGCCAGUUAGCCAGACAGCUAACAAGUUUUCGAAAGGGACGUUGCUGGUGAUUUAUGAUCUUACAGUCUAUAAACUAGAAACUAAUUGCUGUUAAGGGUCAUAAUUUGUAUAACUUUGCGAGCAAAACUAUACAAAUAGUUUCUAGAUUAAGGUACAGAACAGAUCAAAUGCAGGUAUCAGUUGUCUGGAGAAGUUUCAAUACGGCUUAGUACUGGAUUAUUUUGGUCGAUACCAAAAUGUAUUAGAUAGGAUAAAUCACUAGGCCACCAGGGCGAUGCAAGAUGACGGUGAAUCAUCAGUAGCUGUGUAAGUGACUUUACAUUAAUUUGUCAUAAAUAACGAACAUACAUUUGAGGUCAUUUAGAAACUCUUUCAUAACCAAAUUUAAGGGAACAUAAAAAUGUUUAUGUUGUGUUAUCUACAAAAAUGCAAAUCAGCCAAAUGAAUACACAAUUGAAAUUUCUUUUAAGUCUAGUAUCUGCCAGACUAUACUUUCCAUGCUGUAUGCUAAAGCAAUAACACAUGGGGCUAUCCAAUAGAGGUAAAUUAUGGUUCCAAAGAUCAGUGGGCAACCUGAUCCAUUAAAGUUUCCACAGAAGUUAUGGUUAGGUUUCAGACUAGAUUUAUGCAUGUAGUACUCAGUAGUAACCAGUAUGGUUAUUUGUGAAAUAAAGUUAACGUGCAGCAUUGCAGCUUGGACAAAAGGUAAUAACCAGAUUCACUUUGAUAGCCGUCCACAAAUGUUUGAUUCCCCAGUUAUAGCGCUUGAAUACCACCCUUCCACUAGUAGCUCACGCUGUACCUUGUAUAUAGUUUCCACCAUGUUUUUAUCACUCCAGAAGUAACUCAAAUAAAUGAAAAUCAAACAAAAAAAGAAAAAAAAAUCUUACUUCUUAACAGGGUGUCGUGGAUGUUGACAGAUGAGCUUUCACGUUCAUAAACCUGUUACUGUUAAGGUCAAUAAUGGUAUUAUUAUAAGAUUGAAAGCAUAAGAAAGGAAAAGUGUACUUUUUCUUUUUUCAGAGUCUGCCUUUUUUCCUCCAAGAAAAGGGCUGCUGAAGUUUCAAGAAUGUUUUUAAAAUGUAUUAAAGAUGCAAGAUUAUGAAUACGUGUAUGAGGUUUGUCUCUGUUCUGUUUUGGAAGAUAGGUCACACAUGGAAACACUAUUUACUGGAUUCAAAUUGACGGGCAGGAAGGGGGGCAGUGUGUGUCGUGUUUAGUAUGGUCGGACUCAACAGAAAGCAAACCAGAAUCGCAGAAACCCAAAUACCACACUUAAGAAUUGGUUGGCAAACGGAAAGGAACAAUCCGAUCGGUUUCCACUUUGGUCUAAAAUGCACUACUGUACUUGUGACACCUGGCACACACUGGUCAGCCCUUUCUCCCGCCAUCCGCCACCCCCCCGUUAGACUAACCAGACUUAGUCUUUUGGCAUGUGGUAGAGAGUAAUGUUCUGUAUUAGACAGCUCCUAUAUAGACACCUUGACAUAUCUACCAACACAGGACUGAAUUAAGGGAAGUUUUGGACCAAAUUAUCUUCUCAGUGUCAGUAACAAGAGCUUAGAAUAACGGAACAAUUUGGACCAAUUUGCACUGUUAAAAAGCAUAGGAUAAAUUAGUGGACGCUGAGCUCAAACAUUGGACAGUAAGUUUGAACUCAGACUUUCUUCUAAGAGAGGUGGCUAAUUGCCUGAAUUGUGAAAACAAAGGGGGAAAGGGUAACUCCUGAAUAAAAGGGAGUGUUGGUAGAUAUGCACCUGGAGCCCCUAGCUGUGUCUCCCACCUACAGACGCGUAUCAGCAUCACAGCACUGAAAAGUAGCUUUCUCUUCUUGUGUCCUCCACCACAUAUACAGCAACUACCAGACGGUAGUGCAGUAAAACCAAUAUUUAAAACUGUUUAUCAAGGAGAGCACAGAGUAAGGACAAUAAAAUAUGUAUUGAUUGUAUUUAUUAGGCUGGCUUUGUUCAUAGGAUUCAAGUUUUUUGAAUAUACCUACUUAUACCUAUACUUUAGGCUGCAUGUCCAAAUUGUCAUUACAAACAGAGGUCACAGGCAAAAAGAAUCUGCUUUUCAGUACUGUGGAGUGGAUCCACUGUAGCGUGUGCUGUAUUAUUCUGUAGGGCACAACACCAUAGCAAGAGCAUGCAGAAGACAACAAACAAACUGCUGGUUGUUAGAGGCAUCUGUCCUAUUAGGUAGAGCUCAUCUCCCCCUUCAAUUCUGAAUAUUUGGUAUGAAAGAGAUGUUUAUUGUGAUUAAUUGUUAACCAGUGAUGUGAAUAUUAAUCAUGAAAUAAAAAGAUGAGCAAAAUA